This is a messenger RNA of Brassica napus (rape), 1282 nucleotides long. RefSeq lists its product as uncharacterized. Gene Ontology annotation, molecular function: protein binding. The record is from RefSeq and is a predicted model, not a curated record. The transcript is spliced from 3 exons. Bases 122 to 1075 code for a protein of 317 amino acids. Lineage: Eukaryota; Viridiplantae; Streptophyta; Magnoliopsida; Brassicales; Brassicaceae.
CCCCCAGUAGACUAGCGAAUAUACACAUUAUCAAGAGACUCAUGCAUGAGCGGUUUUAAUCUAAUGGAGUUUUUAUUAGUAUAAAAAAUUUAUUUUGAUUAACCGAGUGGCCAUCAUCAUCAUGUUACUGAGAACCACAUCUGCUCCAAUACUCAACUCAUGGCUACAACAACACUGCUCGAGAGAAUCGUCACCGGAGCCGGAGUCACUGCUCCAGCCCCGAAACAGAUCGUUGUCUCUUCUCGCUUCAAAGUCCAUAGAUGAACACACUGGGGAGAUGUUGCACCAAGCUUUCUCUGAGCACAGGGAAAGCGUUCUUAAAUCAAGUUACAACGACCAUGACAGCAGUAACGUAUUACCACGAAGGCAACGAAGGUCAUCGUUAGAUGAAAGUUCCCAUGGAACAGCCUACAACGGAAAGAUUUUGGAUCCGUCCUCGACCCUUUUAACGGAAAGACUGUUCUCGGGCUCUGGGCUGGGAGAGAAGGUCAGUGAUGAUGAAGAUCAUCUGGAGGCUCUUGUGAUUGGUGGUGCUGGUGGUAUGGGGAGCAGCGGCGUCAAGAUCUGUAACGGCGGAGAUGACAGUGGAAGCAGUGGAAGUGAGGACGCCACCGAUGUGUAUUACCGGGAGAUGAUCAACUUGACACCUGGAAAUUCGCUUCUGACCGGAAACUAUGCCAAGUUUUUGAAAGAGGUGAGAGGAGACAUGAAGAAAGCAGAAGAGUAUUGUGAAAGAGCAAUUUUGGGGAACACCAACGAUGGAAACGUUCUCUCGCUAUACGCCGAUCUCAUUUUGCAUAACCACGGCGAUCGUAAAAGAGCCCACUCCUAUUUCCAACAAGCUGCCAAAAUGUCCCCAGAAGAUUGCUACGUGCAAGCUUCAUACGCAAGGUUUUUGUGGGAUGUGGAGGAUGACGAAUAUGAAGAAGAAGAAGAAGAAGAAGAAGAAGAAGAAGAAGAAGAAGAAGAAGAAGAAGAAGAAAAAGAGCAAUUGAGUGAUGAAAUUGGCCACAUGCCUCCAACUACCAUCUUCCGUGAUUUUCCCAAGCACGCUCGUAUUUCCACGACAUCCUAAAUCACAUAUGUACACCUUCCUAUACAUACAUUAGUAUCUAAAUUCUAAAUAAACAAUAUAGUAUGUAUGCAUGUUUAAUACACAUAUGCAAAUGCAAUAUGCGUGUAUAAUAUUAAAAAGAAUGCGUGUGUAAUAUACAUGUAACGAAAAUUUUAUAUGGUUUGUAGUAUGUACACUCAAAAUAAAUAAAAAUGGCUAUUUCCUCUC